AUCUUUUCCUCUUCUCCACCGCAAACUGAAACCCUAUCUUCCUCAAUGCUGCCGAAUCUCCUUCCUCACCAAAGCCAUGGCCGUCGUCGAUCUUCAUCAUCUUCUCUCCUUCAUUGCUGCCGAACCCCUUCCUCACCAAAGCCAUGACCCUCCCUUCCUCAUUGCUGCCGAAUCUCUUUCCUCACCAAAGCCAUGGCCAUCGAGCAUUCCGGAUCUAACAAAUCAUGAAGCGUCAAUCUUCAUCAUCUUCUCUCCUUCAUUACUGCCGAAUCACUUCCUCACCAAAGCCAUUACCCUAUCUUUCUCAUUGUUGCCGAAUCUCCUUCCUCACCAAAGCCAUGGCCGUCGAGCAUUCCGAAUCUAACAAAUCAUGGCGUUGAUCUUCAUCAUCUUCUUUCCUUCAUUGUUGCCGAACCCCUCUCAUGGCUGUCGGACCACUUGCAAGCCAGAUCUAACAAACCACCGCAACCCUCUUUUUUUUUUUUUUUUCCCUUGAUCAUUGCUUUGUUGUUUUUCCCUUUUUCUGUUCUUUCUUUGUGUUGAUGGUGAUUUCUGGUUGCAGGCAUUGAUCAAAAAGACCAAUCUUAACCCAAGAAAGAUUUGGGUAUGCUUCAGCUACUCAACUUUGGAGCCAUGAGAUGGAGCAAAGCUUAGAGUUUGUUUGAAAAUGAUGAACGGUUCAAAGCAGUUGAAUGACCCAGAGACCGAGAGGAUCUUUAUGAGAGCUACAUUGUGGAACUUGAGAGGAAGGAAAAGGAAAAGGCUGCUGAGGAGCGUAGGCAGUUUGUGGCAGAAUAUAGGAAAUUUUUGGAAUCCUAUGAUUUUAUUAAGGUGAACAGCCAAUGGUGAAAGGUUCAAGAUCGAUUAGAGGAUGAUGAAAGAUGCUCACGUCUUAAAAAGAUUGAUUGCUUGCUUUUCUUCUAAGAUUACAUUGAUGACUUGGAGAAGGAAGAAGAGGAAAAGAAGAAGAUACGAAGGAACAAUUGAGACAUGCUGAGCAGAAAAACCGUGAUGCAUUUUGCCAGCUAAUGGAAGAACAUGUUGUUGAUGGCACUCUAACUGCUAAAACUUAUUGGCUUUAUUAUUGUUUGAAGGCCAGAUCUAACAAACCACCGCAGCCCUCUUUUUUUUUUCUUUUUUUUUUUUCCCUUGAUCAUUGCUUUGCUGUUUUUCCCUUUUUCUGUUCUUUCUUUGUGUUGAUGGUGAUUUCUGGUUGUAGGCAUUGAUCAAAAAGACCAAUCUUAACCCAAGAAAGAUUUGGGUAUGCUCCAGCUACUCAACUUUGGAGAGGUAGACUCCAAUAAAAAUUUUCAAAGACGUUAUUUAAUGCUCAAAAAGGACUUCUCCCACAUUGUUCUUGUUCGCUACCUGGAAUUAACGGACUGUGCCAAUAUAUCUGGUUAACCCCAAAAGAUUUGUUUGAGGAUGUUGCUGAAGGAUUAGAAAAACAGGUAUUUCACAUAUAAUCUCCAGAAAUAUGCUUAAAAUGGUCUCUUUUACAUGUUGCUUCGUCUUUUAUUGUUAGGAUCAAGUUCUGAAAUAUUAUGUAUUGCUAGGAUCAAGUUCUUCCUGCAUAUAAUGUUAUACCAGUUUCUGUUUUUUUGUAUCACAAAAGGAGUGCAAAUUCUAAUGAUUAAGAUGUUUUAUUUUAUUAAAACGAUAAAUGUGGU
Molecule: messenger RNA, 1670 nt
Organism: Rubroshorea leprosula
Lineage: Eukaryota; Viridiplantae; Streptophyta; Magnoliopsida; Malvales; Dipterocarpaceae
Source: the annotation of a GenBank genome assembly